Messenger RNA from Talaromyces atroroseus, 684 nucleotides. RefSeq lists its product as hypothetical. Lineage: Eukaryota; Fungi; Ascomycota; Eurotiomycetes; Eurotiales; Trichocomaceae. The transcript has a single exon. The record is from RefSeq and is a predicted model, not a curated record. Gene Ontology annotation, molecular function: transcription coregulator activity; protein binding. The annotation marks the transcript as partial. Gene Ontology annotation, cellular component: nucleus; SAGA complex; NuA4 histone acetyltransferase complex. Gene Ontology annotation, biological process: regulation of DNA-templated transcription; DNA repair.
CGUUCUCUCGAGCAGCAACAAGUUCUAAGAACAGAGAUUCUUACUGCCAUUCAAGAGAAAUGGGCGCCUAGUACGAUCAUGCUUGACUACUUCCAGCAGACGUACCCUAAUUAUGCCGACUUCUGGCUCUUCCGUCGCCAAUUCUCAUAUCAGUAUGCUGCAAUUUGUUUCAUGACCUAUGUCAUGCACAUUGGCAAUCGGUAUCCAAAUAAGAUCUCUAUCUCUCGGGCUACGGGUGAUAUCUGGGGUUCUGAAUUGAUCCCUAGCAUCAAUCCAAACAAGGCAUUCUUCUUCAACCCAGAGCAGGUUCCUUUCCGUCUAACUCCGAAUAUCCAAACCUUGAUGGGACCUAUCGCUACUGAGGGUGUUUUCGCCUGUGCUCUAAUGGCUAUUGCUCGCUGUCUCACAGAGCCGCGCCAUGAAUUGGAGCAACAGCUCAGUCUCUUCGUGCGCGAGGAGAUGAUCUUUUGGGCCACAGCUCAUCAUCGUGGCAAUGUUACUGAGAACCAGCUGCGUGAGCUGGUUCAGAGCAACAGUGGCAUUAUUGUCAACCGUGCUGUCAGUCUGGCUAGUCCCCCGGAGGGCAAUCUUCCCGCCAACCAGACUACGAUCGACCUUAUCUCGAAGGCUGUCAAUCCCCAAUCUUUGGCUUCUGCCGAUGCCCUUUGGAUGCCGUAUUUGUAA